Molecule: messenger RNA, 744 nt
Organism: Priapulus caudatus
Lineage: Eukaryota; Metazoa; Priapulida; Priapulimorpha; Priapulimorphida; Priapulidae
Exons: 9
Coding region: 73-744 (223 amino acids)
Biological process (GO): regulation of pH; sodium ion transport; proton transmembrane transport
Cellular component (GO): membrane
Molecular function (GO): sodium:proton antiporter activity
Source: RefSeq, a predicted model, not a curated record
CUUUGCAGACGUGACUACGGUUUUCCCCACCGCUAGAGCGGACACUUUCUUUCUCUUGUCAUACCACCGAUUAUGCUGGAGUCAGCAUUUUCGCUGCACGACCGAGCGUUCGCAGAGAAUCUGGGGACGGUUCUUCUCUACGCAGUAGUGGGUACUGUGAUCAACAUCCUGACGAUUGGAUCGUCGUUGUACGCAUGCUCAAUGGUCGGCGCCUUCAGCGACCUCCGGCUUGGUCUCAUCACGUGCCUCGUCUUCAGCUCUCUGAUUGCUGCUGUGGAUCCAGUAGCCGUACUCGCCAAUAUUUCAAGAGCUGUGGGGUCAACAACACGCUUUACUUUCUCGUCUUUGGAGAGAGUCUCUCUAACGAUGCAAGCAGAACAUGGUUGCAGUGGUGGAGCCACUGGCGGUAUUCGGCAUGGCGUAUCUGUCAUACCUACUGGCGGAGCUGUUCCAUCUAUCUGGUAUCAUAAGCAUAAUAAUGUGCGGCCUGGUACAAGCUCAGUACGUGGAACACAACAUUUCGUCCAAGUCCCACACAACCAUCAAGUACUUUGGAAAAAUGCUCAGGUGAUAGAUCACUCCAUGGCAGGAGUAGAGGAGAUCAUAGGACAGCGAGGCAGUUACUUCAUACGCGAGAUCGCGGCGCACUACGAUCACAAGUAUCUGAAGCGGUGGCUGCAGCGAGAGUGCGAGACGAAGGAUGCUCAUAUCAUGGCCAUCUACGACAAGAUUGCGCUACAGUAG